Molecule: messenger RNA, 2520 nt
Organism: Helianthus annuus (common sunflower)
Lineage: Eukaryota; Viridiplantae; Streptophyta; Magnoliopsida; Asterales; Asteraceae
Product: cellulose synthase-like protein G2
Exons: 8
Coding region: 153-2393 (746 amino acids)
Biological process (GO): plant-type primary cell wall biogenesis; cellulose biosynthetic process
Cellular component (GO): plasma membrane; trans-Golgi network
Molecular function (GO): mannan synthase activity; cellulose synthase (UDP-forming) activity
Source: RefSeq, a predicted model, not a curated record
CAUUCGGUUAUUGAGGGAAGUUUCAAACUUCCAUCUUGUCAACUUUGGUCCUUCAACUUUGUAACCGCCACUUACUAAUAAAUCUAAACUAUCUAUCUAACUAUUAACUAAUUACAUAAUAAACCCUAAUACUUAUAGGAUGUGAAGAGAUUAUGAUUUCAACCAUGACUCUCCAAAUUAUGAACUCUACCUCUCAUCCCCUCCAUCUUUGUCACCUCAAAAAAUCAACCUUAAUCAUCAACAGACUAUACAUACUCUUCCACUCCAUAGCAAUACUCAUCCUCAUCUUCUUCAGAAUCUCCUCUAUUCUCACUCUAUUUCACUCCAAAAACCAACCACUCAUCCCUCAUCUCUUGAUCUUCAUCUCAGAACUCACACUCUCCUUCCUAUGGUUCCUCAAUCAAUCUUUCUAUUGGCGACCGGUCACCAGAACCGUCUUCCCAGAGCGGUUGCCAGAAGACGACCAGCUUCCACCCAUAGACAUCUUCAUAUGCACAGCUGAUCCAAGGGCAGAACCGCCACUCGGGGUUAUGAACACGGUCAUAUCCGCCAUGGCUUUGAACUAUCCUGCAGAGAAGCUUUCUGUUUAUCUUUCUGAUGAUGGUGGUUGUCCGGUGACUUUGGAAGCCAUGCGUGAAGCUUUGAAGUUUGCUAAGAUGUGGGUGCCUUUCUGCAAGAAGUAUGGUGUGAAGACAAUUUGUCCCGAAGCUUAUUUUACUAGUGAGGAGGACGUAGAUGAAGCUAUGGUGGAUAGUCAUGAGUUUGGAGCUGAUAAACAUAGGAUUAAGGAAGAAUACAAAUUGUUUGCUCAGAAAGUGACCAGGAUGUCGGAAAGUGAAAGUUGUAUACCAAACAAAGACCAUUCUGCCAUCGUUGAGGUGAUGGUUGAUGAAAGCAUGCAUGACCAAAGAAAGAUGCCUCUUCUUGUCUAUGUUUCUCGUGAAAAAAGACCUUCUCAUCCUCAUCAUUUUAAGGCUGGAGCCCUCAAUGCCCUUCUCAGGGUGUCGAGUUUGAUAAGCAAUUCACCGUAUAUACUAGGCUUGGAUUGUGAUAUGUAUUGCAAUAACAAAAACUCAGCACGUGAAGCUAUGUGUUUCCAUCUAGACCCCAACUUAUCUUCCUCUUUGGCUUUUGUCCAAUUCCCACAAACAUUUCAUAACAUCAGUAAACAUGAUAUCUACGAGAGUCAGUUGAGAUGUUUCUUUAAGACAUUCUGGCUCGGUAUGGAUGGGAUCAAGGGACCAUGUUUGUCUGGAACUGGUUAUUACUUGAAAAGAGAAGCACUAUACGAGCUACCCUUAACGCAAGAAGAUAUCAACUUAAUGGAAGUAAAACAAUGUUUCGGUUCUUCCAACGAGUUCAUUCGAUCGCUUUUUAAGAAAUACAAUGCAAAAGUACUGGAUUGUGAGAAAGACUUGUUUGAUGAAUCGUUGCAAGAAGCAAAGCACUUAGCAUCUUGUGCGUACGAGGAUGACACAAAGUGGGGCAACGAGGUUGGUUUUAGAUACUUUUCCGUGACUGAAGACUUCUACACAAGCAUCCAUACGCACUGUAAACAUUGGAUUUCAGUCUACCAUAUGCCAUCACGACCAACCUUUUUAGGAUCUUGCAUCACAAAUUUAAACGAUGCUUUGAUUCAAAGCACAAGAUGGUCUGCCGGCUUGAUGGAAGUUGGUCUAUCAAGAUUCUCUCCCAUUAUUUAUGGACCAACAAGAAUGCCUAUUCUUCAGAGUUUUUGUUAUGCAUGGCUGGCUUUGUUUCCUACCGCUUUCAUUUCUUUAUGGAUUCUAGCAACUAUUCCAUUUCUCUCUUUGCUCAGUCACAUUACUAUUUAUCCCAAGGUUACAGACCCAUUUUUCCUAGUGUUUCUAUAUGUGUUUGUAUUAUCAAAUUUACAACACAUGAGGGAGAUCCACUCUAUAGGAGCUUCACUCCAAACAUGGAAAUAUGAACAAAGGGUAUGGAUGAUAAAGGGAAUCACAUCUCAUCUUUAUGGAAGCACUCAUGCAAUUAUGGAAAAACUUGGGGUGAAAGAAGCAAAUUUCCUACCAACAAAUAAAGUGGUCAAUGAAGAUGAAGUAAAACUACACCAAAUGGGCAUAUACAAUUUCCAAACUUCAAGUAUCUUUCUUGUUCCCCUUUGUUCUUUGGUCACCCUCAAUCUUCUAGCAUUCGUAGUCGGGAUCAUUCAAAUAGUGCUUCAUGGAGAGUACGUUGAUGCAAUCUUCAUACAAACUUUCCUGACGUUUUACAUCGCUUUGAUGGGUUAUCCGGUGCUCGAAGGUAUGAUGUUGAGGAAGGACAAAGGAAGGAUUGCAACCAAAGUAAGUUGCUACUCACUUAUAUUUUCUGUUUUUGUUCUGUCUUUUGGAAGAUUUCUUGUUGCAUAUUAAAUAUUAGUUUUGGUUGAAAAUCAAUAAAACACAUAAUUGUGACAUUUGUAAGAUACUGAUUAUUAUGUACUUUGUUGGUAUCAAUUGUGACUACUUUGUAUUAAUUGAUGUUGUAUUUGAUACACUG